Vitis riparia (riverbank grape) is the source of this 1241-nucleotide messenger RNA. RefSeq lists its product as uncharacterized. Bases 93 to 1004 code for a protein of 303 amino acids. The record is from RefSeq and is a predicted model, not a curated record. The transcript has 8 exons. Lineage: Eukaryota; Viridiplantae; Streptophyta; Magnoliopsida; Vitales; Vitaceae.
UCUUUGAAACGCGCCGUUUCGGUUUCACCGUUUGCGCCCGUAGGUCGAUUGAUCAAGUUUUGUGCGUGGCUUGAUCCUAGGCGGAACGGACCAUGGAAACCCUAGACGCAACUUCUUCUUGUUCUUCUUCUGCUUCAAAUCUCCAAAGCCCUAGCUCCAAAACUGCACAACCACCACCUUCUGUCAUUCGCCUAUGGAGACCAGCCGCGCAGCGAAACCUACGAAACCAGUGGUCGAAAUUAGCUUCCUACAGACAACAAUGGACUUCUACUGCCUCAAAGGGAAGGUCACAUGCCACAGAUCUUGUCAAUGCUUAUCUCUCUCAAAGAUAUAUGCCUGCCAUGGAGUUGGGUGUUCUGAGUGAUAUGCCCAAUAUUAGAAAGAAAGCUUGCAUGAAAUUAUUAAAGCAGCAGGGCCUUCAUGGGAGCAAACUUUUGUCAGCAUACAAGGAUAUGGUGGCUGUCGUGACUCACAUGGUCAAUACCAGUAGAUCCAUGAGAUGUUUCCUUAAAGGGACUAGCAGCAGUCCACUUGUGCAAUUUUCUAGCUUAUCUGAGGAUACAAAUGACCUUGGAGAUGGUGGAGGAACUCCAGCCUUUCUCUUUUGGCCAAUCUCUUCUUUCGAGAAAUUAGCGGAGGAACUUGUUCAGAUGUUCAUACUUGAACUAAAUUUGAAGCGGUUGCUUGUAGUGGAGUUACUCUCCAUCAGUUGUGAAGAAGCUCCACAAGAUGAUCGAUAUUGUUGGUCAGAUGAGCUGUAUCCAGGGGAAUUUGAUGAUUUGGGUAUAUGCAGCUUGCAUUCAAAAGAAAUUGGUGAGCUUAUUCCCCCAAAAAUAAUAGGUUUUGAAUCUCAUUCGCCUGUUAUACGUUCUAAUCAGCAGCCAGAUCAUGAGAUCUUACAGGUUUACCUUACAACUUGGCUUGCAGAGGUGAACAUUGAUACACAUAGGGUCGAUGAAAUAUUUGCUGUAAUUGGGGAGGAAAUGCACGUUAGCCUUUCAUGAACCUGCUUAUAUGGCAAAAAGGAGAGAAGUGCUACUACAAUGAAUCCAUCAAAGAUUCUGCAGACCACAAUAGGCUAAAAAUUGGAUUGUCCUAUAAUUUAUCUAUAUCUAUACCAUAUGUAAAAGAGCAGAGUGUUAGGACUUUUUUUUUCCUGAAAUAUCCUGUUCAUCGCACUUAUGUACGCAUACAUCCUAUUAUUAUUUUAUUGAAUUAAUUUGGAUAAUGUUUUUUUUUUU